Pochonia chlamydosporia 170 is the source of this 1020-nucleotide messenger RNA. Its product is annotated as methylenetetrahydrofolate dehydrogenase. The transcript is spliced from 3 exons. Bases 1 to 1020 code for a protein of 339 amino acids. The record is from RefSeq and is a predicted model, not a curated record. Gene Ontology annotation, molecular function: methylenetetrahydrofolate dehydrogenase (NAD+) activity; methylenetetrahydrofolate dehydrogenase (NADP+) activity. NCBI's taxonomy places the organism in Eukaryota, Fungi, Ascomycota, Sordariomycetes, Hypocreales, Clavicipitaceae. Gene Ontology annotation, biological process: purine nucleobase biosynthetic process. Gene Ontology annotation, cellular component: cytosol.
AUGGCCACCUCAGAGGUUCCCAAAACCUGCAAGGUCAUCACUGCAGAGACCAUUGCCAAGGGUCUCUUGACGGAGGUCAAGGAAACUCUGGUCAGGGUUCAAGGAACCAACCCGAAACAGCCCACGCUUGUUGCCUUUCUGGCCAACGGCGAUCCUGCUGCUGUCAAGUAUGCUGAGUGGUCAAAGAAGACUUGCGAAGACAAUGGCUUCAACUUUGACCUCCGAACUGUUGACAAGGAUCUUCUCGAGGAGGAGAUUAUGAAAGCUAACGAUGAUGAUAUCGUUGACGGCAUCAUUGUUUACUAUCCCAUCUUCCCGCAGAAUCCUACCCAUGACAAGUAUGUCCAAGAAACCGUAGAGCUUGCCAAGGACGUCGAGGGCAUGCGCCACAAGUAUCUGUACAACAUGUAUCACAAUGUACGGUUCUUGGAUCCCCCGGAAAACCGAAAGAAGUCAAUCCUUCCUUGCACUCCACUGGCAGUUGUCAAGAUUUUGGAGUAUCUUCAAAUCUACAACCCCAUUCUGGCUUCCGGAAACCGCCUCUUCGGCAAAACCAUUACCGUUAUCAACCGCUCCGAAGUCAACGGCCGACCUCUCGCAGCUUUGCUAGCCAACGAUGGCGCUACCGUCUACUCUGUUGACAUCACAGGCGUUCAGCUGUUCACCCGUGGCCAGGGAAUCAAGAAUCCGCGACACCAAGUCGAGGAUAAGGAGGGCUGGGGUUUGAAGGAGUGCCUCCCUCUCAGUGAUGUUGUCAUUGGAGGUGUUCCCGUCGAAUCCUUCAAGGUUCCCACGGAGCUUAUCCGUGAUGGUGCUGUAUGCAUUAACUUUUCCUCAUACAAGAACUUUGACGGACCGGCCAUCAAAGAGAAGGCCUCCAUAUAUGUCCCCUCUGUUGGCAAGGUCACAAUUGCUAUCUUGCUCCGCAACCUCGUGCGAUUGGUUGCGAACCGGCCGUCCAAGGACGAUGCUGACAAGAGCUUGAUCCAAGCUAAGACCGAGGCGUUUGCUGAUGAUUAG